UGUGCCCCGCGGUCCCGCAGCUCCUGGGGGGGGAGCCAUGUGGCCCGGCCCCGCGCUGCUGCUCUUGGGUCUGGGCCUGGGCCUGGGUCGCCUGCCGCCAUCCCCCGGCCCUCGCGGGCUGCCGGGCGUGCUCAGGGGCGCCCCGGGGCUGGGGCAGGGCGAGGAGAGCAGCGUCCGGGGCGGUGGCACCGGUGGCCUGUCCCCGCGCACAGCCCCGCGCCGUGCUGGCCUUAUGGUGCCCCAUAGGUGUCCCUCGGGCGCAGCUGCGCGCGUCCUCCUGAAAGUCAACUCGUCGAACCCUGCAGCCGCCAAGGCUACUGUGUCCUGCCAGACGACCACCUGUACCGUGCAGUCGGUGAAGAUCAACGGGAAAAACCAGCAUGCUCCCCUUAUCCUGAGCAGGAAAGAGGAAGUCACCCUAAAUGUCACCAUGCUCUGGGACUGCCCUGAGGCCAUGGUCAUUCGCAAGAGCUGGCUGUACUAUUUGGUGGCCUCUGUAAACGACACGCCUGACUGGAACCGACCUGUGAAACUGCCACAGGUGCAGGUGAUGAAGUUUUCCUCCGUCCACAUCCCCAAAUCAGCCUUGCCUUAUGGGGUGUAUGUUUUUAACUUCACACUGUCCAUCAUUAGGUGGGACCCCACCUUGUCCCCUCUGACAGACUCGGAUAAUAUCUACAUUUGGGUUAAAAAACGUCCCCUAAAUGCUGUUCUUCCUGGAGCCACCAACAUGGCUAUGAAUUUCUCUGAUGGACUGAUUCUGAAUGGAAACGCUUCCUCUGACCCAGAGGCGGACAUCCCCACAGAGGGGCUCCGUUUCUUUUGGUACUGUACCACAAAUCCUACAUACUAUGGUGGCAACUAUGUACCAGUGACCCACCGGCAUGUAUGUCACCCAGAACAGGAUACGUUGAACUGGCCUUGGGCAGUGGGCCCUAUACUAACAAUUCCACCAGAAACUCUUAGGGGCAACAGUGUAUAUUACUUCAGAAUGGUAGUACGGAAACAAAACAGAACUGCAUUUGCUGAUAAAACUGUACAGGUACUCAAAGGACUGCCACCUAAGGCACGCAUUUCAUGCAUUGAAAAUUGUGGCCCCACUUUAGUCGUAUCAGAUAGGUUCUCUCUGUUUCUAAAUUGCACAGGUUGUUUGAGCCAGGAUUUCUAUAGCUGGUCCAUUUUGUCUAGAUUGGGUCAUGAAGUGAUGUUUGAUUGGGCAGGGCAAGCUGCCACCAGGAGAAAUGGGGCUUACUUAUCUAUAAAAGCGUUUGCCUUUAGGAAUUUUUUGGAAAAGGGGUUUUGGGUUUCUCUGCAUCUAAUAUCUUGGAGUGGUACAACCUUGAAUUUGAGAUAUCCUUUUGUUGUUAACCAUGGCCCCCAAGAUGGCAAGUGCAAGAUCAAUCCAGCUAAAGGGAUUUCGAUGGUUACUAAAUUUGUUGUUGAAUGUAGUGACUUUAAGGACAAGCACCUCCCCCUUAAGUAUAAAAUAAUAGUAGCUGAGAUGGACAGCAUUGGUGAAAUCAGUUCAGUAGAAGAGAAUACACUAGGUAUCAUAGCGUAUUCAGGGACACAGUCCACGACGCCUGCCUUCUUUCUCCCUGUCGGUGUGAUGGCAAACCACUACAGUUUGAAGCUGUAUGCUCAGAUCUAUGACUCACUAGGGACAUUUUCUCAGGUGACUUUGCAAGCCACUGUACAGGUGCCUACUGUCAGGGACUCCUCAAAGACUGUUUUAAAACAGCUGCUCGAUUUCACCACGGAAACAACAUCACCACUGGCUACUUCACUUCAAAAGCAGGACUGGCUACCUGCAGGCUACUUAAUAUAUGUGGUGGCUUCUGUCUUGAACAACAUAAAAAAGGAGUUGGCACUUCAAAAUGAUAGAGCCCAUCUCCUGGAACACCUUGUCAAUCAGUCCUUUGUGCCUGACAUGGGCACCCUGGACCAGAUCUGCCAGGUGGUGAUGGUGAUCACCAAAUUAACCCAGGAAGCCUCUGACUCCAGUCAAGUGGUUUCAGUGGGCGCCACAUUACGGCUGUGGCAAGCGAACCAAGCCCUGCAAGCAUACCAACGCAAGAACAAACACCUUCACUCGCGGCACAUUGAAAUUGUGGGCACUGGCAUCCUAACCAGUCUGUCUAAUAUUCUUAAGUGGAUCAACCCCCACUACGAGUUUCAAGACCCUUUCUUCGUAGUUGAAUCACUAUCAGACACAAUAUUGGCUAACAAGGUACCAGGGAGUGAAACCACUGUAAUGAGGACUAGCAGCUUUAACAUGUAUGUGGAGAAAGCUGAAAAUUCGAAUGUUUCUAAGGUCUUCAGAAAUGAGACACUCUGUCCGAAUUGCCUCCAUGCGACACUGAAUGCAAGCAGGGUUCCUGUUCUACCUUCGAAGGCUCCAGUUUCGGUGAUGUUUUGUGAGUUCACCAAUGACCCCUUUCCUUGGAUAACUUACCCAGAAAACAUUUCUGCAGGUGUGGUAGGGUUCAGAAUGACAGAAGCCACAGAUAACACUAGUGUCAUAGGGAUCACACCCGAUGUAGCCGAAGUGUAUAUAGUCAGAAAAGACUUGACCUUUGCGAGUUUUAACCUCAUGGUGGGACCAGGUAUUGAGGGUUCUGGGUUCUCAAAGAUGACAACAGGUGGAAUUAGCUUUGAGGUGGACAGCAGAGGAACUGGGCAGGUACUGAUCCACAUUGUCACAAAAGUGACAGUGUUGUUCAAGGCCUUGGUAUAUGCAGGCAGUCAGGUCGCCCCCACCAAUCUGGUUGCCACUUUCCUUGUACCUCAUGACAUCCCUCCUACUGCCAAGUGGAGUGGCCUGUUUGACCAAACCUGUCCAGUCAAGGAGGCCCGUGUGAUUUGUCUACCAUCAUCCUUGCUUCGAAUCAUAGCUCAACAUAGCCAUUCAUUCAAAUAUAACAUAUCCAUGCUCCUGCAGGCACCUCGUUUUGUCUUUAAGCCCACUAACAAGCUAGUGAGAAUUGCUCUCUUCAUGGUUCACUGUUUGGACAUGUAUGGGAUACAGAGUGAUUGGCAGGAAGGUACCUGUGUGUUGGGUGAGAAGACCACAUGGAAAAAAGUACACUGUAUCUGCAGGAAUGUGGGGCGGAGGCGGCGCCAGCUGGCCUCUAUGAAGUUUACCUACCUUCGUCUACAAACCCACUUUGUGACUGCUAAGGUAAUCGUGGUCCCUAACCCUGUGGACCUGCAGCUAAAGGUCAUUAGGAACCUUAACCAAAACCCUGUGACCUUCCUGGCUGUGCUUUUCAUUAUGAUCUUGUAUGUUAUUCUGGCUUUCUGGGCCUUGCACAGGGAUGUAAUGGAUCAGUAUCUUCGGGACCACGUGGUAGUACUGCCUGACAAUGAUCCUUUUGAUAACAUAUGCUACCUGGUUACCAUCUUCACUGGGAGUCGCUUGGGGUCUGGAACCAGAGCCAAUGUCUUUAUCCAGCUUAUGGGAACAGAGAGUACCAGUGAUGUGCAUUGUUUAAGCCAUCCAUAUUUUAGAACUCUCUACCGAGGAAGCAUCAACACUUUCCUCCUAACGACAAAAAAUGAUUUGGGGGACAUCCAUUCUAUCCGAGUGUGGCACGACAAUGAAGGUAAGGCACCUAGCUGGUACCUGAGUCGAAUCAAAGUUGAAAACCUCUUCAGCAGACACAUUUGGCUGUUUGUGUGCCGAACAUGGCUCUCUGUGGACACCACUUUGGAUGCAACAUUUUCUGUCACUAACCUGGAUGAGCCUCUGAGAAGGACAGACUUCUUCCUGAUUGAUCUGAACCAUAAGCUCAGUAAAAACCACACGUGGUUCUCCAUUUUCACUGAUGUUGUGCCCAAACCGUACAACAGGCUCCAGAGGCUGUCCUGCUGCUUGGCUAUGUUGCUAAGCUCUCUUGUUUGUAAUAUCAUGUUUUUUAAUCUGAACAGAAAAGAACAAACUGAAUCCAAAGAGAGGCGUAUCAUCAGGUCAAUGAUGAUAGGGAUCGAAAGUGUCUUAAUCACAAUCCCUGUGCAAUUAUUGAUAACUUUUUUCUUCACCUAUUCCCAGAAGAAACCUCCAGUGAAUCUAGACAAGGUGGUACCUCAGAAGCACCCACUGAUGUCAGAGGAAGGUCUGUUCUGGAAAGAGCGACUGGACAAAUGGCAUGAGUAUGAAAUGAAGGCUCUCUCCAAAAAAGCUGCCAAGUCCACUUCUGCUCCCAAGGGAAAGCCUUUAAAGCGGGCCUUUAACACUUCCCAGAAGAGUAAGAAAGAAGACAGCAAGGCUCCAGAUAUCCAAAAGUCCAAUAAGAACUUCAGUAACAAUAAUGUAGAAGGCAGUGAAAAUGACUCUUCAAAGGCCUCUUCUACCCGGCUGGAUAAAACUCAGCCUGUUAAAACUAAGACCCAGAUUAUUCUGCCUAGGUGGUGUGUUUAUAUAGCCUGGUUUUUGGUGUUUGCCACUUCUGGCAUAUCAUCAUUCCUUAUUGUAUUUUAUGGCCUGACUUAUGGCUAUGACAAGUCACUAGAGUGGCUUUUUGCAUCUUUAUGCUCUUUCUGUCAGUCUGUGUUCCUUGUACAACCAUGCAAGAUUCUAUUGUGGUCAGGAACCAGGAUAAGAAACCCGAAGUACUGUAAAAAUCUCUCAUGGUCCAGCAAGUACCAUUAUACAGAAAUCAGGCUGCAGGAGGCGAGGAUGUCGACAGAGGAGAUGCAGCAGCUCCAUGAGGACAUGGACUACCUCCGAGGCUCUAGCAUAUACCAGCCCAUCACUGAGGACAAAAUCCAAAUACUCAGGAGGAAGAAGAGGAUCAGAAGGAGGUCCCUCUUAUUCCUGAGCUACCUUGUGACCCACUUCAUAUUCCUAACCCUUCUCCUACUGCUUAUUGUCUCACUGCGCCAUAAUGAUAGCUUCUACUAUAACCAGUUCAUUCGACAUCAGUUCUCCAUAGAUCUUGCCACUGUGAUGAAGCUGGGAGAUAUCUAUACAUGGCUCAACAGUGUGCUCCUGCCAUUGUUACACAAUGACCUGAACCCAACAUUCCUUCCAGACAGCUCAUCCAAAAUCCUUGGCCUUCCACUCAUGAGGCAAGUGAGGGCCAAACCUAGCAACAAAACAUGUCUGUUGGCCAAGAAGUUUGUGCAGAGUAGCAUUGCAGGAGAAAUCCGUUGUCACCCACAGUAUGGCAUUGACCCAGAAGACAGAAAAAACUAUAUCAGUGUUUGGAAUAAGGCUGCCAAGCAAUCUGCAGACAAACCCAGUGAUGGGUUUACUUAUAAGUUUCCCAGGAAGAAAUGGGUGUAUCAUUCCUAUGGAGUGUUAAACACCUAUGGAUCUGGAGGGUAUGCAUUCUAUUUCUUUCCAAAACAGCAGAUCUUUAAUUCCACACUAAGGCUCAAGGAACUUGAGGGAAAGAAUUGGCUUGAUGACAUGACAUGGGCUGUGAUUGUAGAAUUAACCACCCUGAAUCCAGACACCAGUCUCAUGUGUAGCAUUUCAGUUGUAUUUGAAGUCUCUCCCUUAGGGAUUGUCAACUCCAGCCUCUCUGUAUACUCAUUCUCACUUGCUGAUUUCAACAGAGAAACAUGGGCAGAAAUCUACCUCUAUGCAGCUAUUCUCAUUUUCUUUUGUGCCUAUGUUGUGGAUGAGGGCUAUAUCAUCAUGCAAGAAAGAGCUUCCUACUUGAGAAGUGUGUACAACCUGCUCAACUUGUCUCUGAAGUGCAUGUUUACACUGCUGAUAGUGCUGUUCUUCCAGAAGUACCUCCUGGCCACCAGCAUGGUUCAGCUUUACCUGACUGACCCAGAAGCCUUCAUCCCCUUCCACGCCAUUUCUCGGGUUGAUCACUUCAUGAGGAUCACUUUGGCUUUCUUGUUAUUUUUGACUAUACUGAAGACACUCAGGUAUUCCAGAUUCUUCUAUGAUGUGCGCCUGGCUCAGAAGGCCAUCCAGGCUGCCCUUCCCGGCAUCUGCCACAUGGCCUUGGUGGUAUCUAUGUAUUCCUUCAUGUAUGUAGCUUUUGGGUACCUGGUGUUUGGUCAGCAUGAAUGGAAUUACAGCAACAUGAUUCAUGCCACCCAAACCAUCUUCUCCUACUGUGUGUCAGCCUUUCAGAACACAGAAUUCUCCAGCAACAAGGUUCUUGGGGUCCUGUUUCUCUCAUCGUUUAUGCUGGUGAUGAUUUGUAUCUUCAUCAACUUGUUCCAGGCAGUGAUUCUGUCUGCCUACGAUGAGAUGAAGCAGCCUGUGUAUGAGGAGCCAUCAGAUGAGGCAGAGGCAAUAACCUAUCUAUGUGAUAAUCUACGGUCUGGCUUUGACUUUCUCACCUCCCGAUCUAGGGACAAAGACCAAUCUGAAUUCUUUGUUGACAUGAUGUAUGGGCAGCCAGAGAAAAACAAUCGCCGGUUCCUGGGGCUGAAGACCAGAAACAUCAAUGGGAAGAAAAUGGUUUACCUUGUUGUCUGACAGGUUGGAAGGGCCACAAGCAAGAAUGUCCCCAAACAUUAAGUAUGUUUGUCAAGGGGACUAAAGAAUGUUUGAUGGCUUAGUCAUGCACAUCUCCACAUGUGAAGUAUCCCCACUCUGGGUCCUGCUCUUGGAAAUAAGAACACAUGAACAGAGGGGAAUAUUGAGGGAGAGAAGAGGAUGGCAAGGUAAGAUUCCCUCCGGAUGGGAUUCAUUGACUCCUUUCGUGGGAGCCUGCAGCAGUGUGGAGGAGUGACAACUAUGGAUUUUGAGACCCAGCUUCAAAGGAAAGAGCUGGCCAGGUCCCAUUGUGGAUUCAGCUUCAGGCCAGCAGCCUCUAAGCAGAAGCAAACUGGCCAGCCUCCCUGGGAGUCUCCUUUGCAGACCAUGCCUGGGAAGCCUCUCUCCUCCAGCCUUUCUGCAGGCCAGGGCUAGAGUGGUCCUAUGGGAGAGUUCCAGGACUGGCUUUAGAGUUUGAGAAUGCAGAGGUGAGAGCAGGGGACAGGGAUCUGAGGUUUCCCACUUAAUUC
Messenger RNA from Phodopus roborovskii (desert hamster), 6978 nucleotides. It is a transcript of the gene Pkdrej, whose product is annotated as polycystin family receptor for egg jelly. Gene Ontology annotation, cellular component: membrane. The record is from RefSeq and is a predicted model, not a curated record. The transcript has a single exon. Gene Ontology annotation, biological process: detection of mechanical stimulus. Lineage: Eukaryota; Metazoa; Chordata; Mammalia; Rodentia; Cricetidae. Gene Ontology annotation, molecular function: calcium ion binding; protein binding; calcium channel activity. The coding region runs from base 38 to 6448 and encodes 2136 amino acids.